Messenger RNA from Periophthalmus magnuspinnatus, 3524 nucleotides. RefSeq names its product collagen, type XXVIII, alpha 1a (gene col28a1a). The transcript is spliced from 36 exons. Gene Ontology annotation, molecular function: serine-type endopeptidase inhibitor activity. Lineage: Eukaryota; Metazoa; Chordata; Actinopteri; Gobiiformes; Gobiidae. The record is from RefSeq and is a predicted model, not a curated record. Bases 83 to 3514 code for a protein of 1143 amino acids.
CAUCAAUGGAGCAGCCGCGGCUCCCCUUCUCAUUCAUGGAUUAGAAAACGGACAGGUUUAUACUGUGGGCUGAAGACUGACCAUGGGUUGGCUCCUGCACGGCCUCAUUCUACUGACUCUGUCACAUUUAGUCCAGUGUGAGCCGAAGAGAAGGAAAGGACCACGGGAUGAUAACCGUGUGCUGCUACAUGAUGCCAAAGUCCUGGUGUGCCCGCUCGAGGUCCUCUUCAUGGUGGACAGCUCAGAGACAGCCAAAGGUCCUCUGUUUGAGCGUCAGAAGGAGUUUGUCUCCAGCCUGAGCUAUGGACUGGUCCAGCUCCACUCUGCGGGCUGGAGGAUGCGGGUCCGCCUGGCCGUGCUCCAGUACAGCAGCUCAGUGUCUUUGGAGCACAACUUCAGGGACUGGCAGGACAUAGACGUGUUCCAGAGCAGGCUUGCCUCCAUGAAGUUCAUCGGACACGGCUCCUAUUCAGCCUAUGCUAUUGCCAACGCCACCAAGGUGUUUGUGCGUGAGACGUCCCCCAGCAGUCUGAGGGUGGCAGUACUGAUGACUGAUGGCACAGACCACCCGCGCAGCCCCAGUGCUGUAUCUGCUGCAGCAGAGGCCAAGCAGCACAACAUCCGUGUGUUCACUGUCCACCUGUCCUCUCUGCCCCGGGAUGGGCCCAUGGGCACCAGGCUACGCUCCAUCGCUAGUGCCCCCCCACAGCAGCAUGUGCUCAGCCUCAUGGACAGCCAGCUAGGGGACAGGCUGCUCACAGAAAUGAAUUCGAUAUUAAAAACUGGGUGUCCACAGCCCAAGUCUUGUCUGUGUGACAGGGGCGAGAGGGGGCAUCCUGGAAGCCCAGGAAAACCAGGCGAGCCCGGAUCAGAUGGCCCUCCAGGUCCAAAGGGCUCUCGCGGGGAGCCCGGUAUUAACGGAAGACCUGGAAUGGAGGGUCUUGAGGGUCGGCCAGGCAGCAAAGGAGAAAAGGGUGAACGAGGCGACUGUGGUGCCCCUGGUAAAAAAGGACAACAGGGAACAGUUGGAGCGCCAGGUCCUGCAGGCCCUAAAGGAGAUAAGGGGUCCAAGGGAGCCCCUGGAGACCAGGGCCCAGAGGGGCCAGUAGGAUUCAAGGGAGAGCGAGGGGUAAGAGGAGUGCCCGGCCCUUCAGGAGACAAUGGUGUGGGUUACCCUGGUCCAAAGGGUGACAAAGGACACCAGGGCAGAGCGGGGCCGCAGGGUCCAAUGGCAAUAGGAGAGCCCGGCACUCCUGGGCCAGCAGGUCCUCCAGGCAUGCAAGGAUCUCCAGGUUUUCCCGGUGAAGGCCUGCCUGGACCAAAGGGCGACAGGGGCUAUGAGGGCCCCAAGGGCAUCCGCGGACCUCCUGGAAUUGGCUCUAAAGGUGAAAAGGGAAACAGUGGAGUCCCAGGAUUACCAGGUUUGAUGGGCUUUCCUGGGGCAGGUAUACAGGGAGACAAGGGGGACCAAGGACCUAUUGGGCCCUCUGGUCCUAGAGGCCCUCCUGGACUUGGCAUUAUUGGUCCAAAGGGAGACCAAGGCUUUCCUGGUGAGCCAGGGCCUCAGGGAGAGCGAGGAGUGGGUGAACCUGGGCCAAAGGGAGAAGCAGGGCCAGAGGGGGCAGCUGGGAUCCCAGGGAUUCCUGGAGAGGACGGAGCAGUUGGAGCCAAGGGAGAGAUGGGCGUACCAGGGGCCCGAGGAGCUGAGGGAGCACCUGGAAAAGGAAUACCUGGAGAAAAGGGCGAUCAGGGGGACCGAGGAGCCAGAGGACUGCCAGGACCCCCCGGGCCAGUGGGACCUGCAGGGGCCAAGGGAGAACCUGGGAGCCAGGGGAUGGUGGGACUAUCUGGGGCUCCGGGCCGUGGGGUCCCAGGACCAAAGGGAGACCCAGGAACAGUGGGACCAGCAGGACCUGUCGGAGAGCCUGGAGUUGGAAUCAUGGGACCAAAGGGAAACAAAGGCAGCCCUGGGCCUAUGGGGCUUACUGGUGAGAAGGGUGAAGGUCUGCCUGGAGCGCCGGGGCUCCCUGGCCUACCUGGCGUACAAGGAGACAUGGGCCCAGAGGGGAGAGGGCUGCCUGGAUCUAAGGGGGACAGAGGGUUACCAGGGGUUCCGGGGCCAAUUGGUCCACCUGGGAUUGGUCUUUUUGGACCAAAGGGCUCCCCUGGGCAGCCCGGGCCUCCAGGGGUGCCUGGGCCUCCAGGAGAAGGGAUCCAGGGCCCUAAGGGGGAGCCAGGUUUUCAGGGGCCAGUGGGUCCACGGGGCCAACCAGGGGAUGGACUUCCAGGAGAGAAGGGGGACAGAGGUGUUUCUGGAGAGCGGGGAAAGAAAGGAGACAAGGGAGACCAUGGAGAGCCUGGAUCUUCUGGAGCAAUGGGCAGAGCAGGGCAAAAGGGAGAGCCAGGACUGUCAACAGAAGAGGUUAUGCAGAUAAUAAGAGAGAUAUGUGGCUGUGGUGUGCGGUGUAGAGAGUACCCCCUGGAGCUGGUGUUUAUCAUUGACAGCUCUGAAAGUGUAGGUCCAGAGAACUUUGAGCUGGUCAAAGACUUUAUGGUGUCCCUCAUGGAGCGCCUGAGCAUCAGCAGACAGGGCGCCCAUGUGGGCCUGCUGCUCUACAGCCACAUCAACAUGGUGAUCAAGAGUCUGCAGCAGCAGGCUGACCAGGAGCAUCUCAGAGCGCUGGUUCGCAGGAUGCCUUACCUAGGAGAGGGCACAUUCACGGGCAGUGCCAUUCAUGGAGCCACCCGACUGUUUGAAGAGGCGCGACCCGGUGUCAGGAGGGUGGCUGUGCUGCUGACUGACGGACAGGCUGACCCCAGGGACGCCAUGCAGUUUGAGGAGACGGCCACACGAGCACACGAGGCGGGAAUAGAGAUAUUUGUGAUUGGGAUGCUGAACCACACAGAUCCCCUGUAUGCAGAGUUUGAGGCUGAGAUGAGCACCAUUGCUUCAGAGCCAGCCCACCAGCACAUCUAUCUGAUUGAUGACUACAGGACUCUGCCCACACUAGAGACCAAAUUACUGAACCGGAUCUGUGAAAAUAGAGUGGCUUUCCUACCAGACAGCAUCUUCUCAUCAUUGCCUCCACAAACUCCAGCCCCCACAGAGAGGUCACCUGAGGACAAGAAUAUACCAGUUGAACUACCUACAAAGGCGGUGACCCAGAGUCCUAAAGAGGAUCAGCGCCCGCCCACCCCAUCCCUCACAGAUCCAGGAGGGGGUAGGCAGAGGCCGCGCCAGGACGUCACCUUAGCCCCCAGCACAGAGCAGGGUGGGACAGAGAGCACACUAGCCCCUGUGAGAGAACCAGUCCCUCCAGCCAUUGUGACCUCUCUGCCAGAUGCAGGCUGUGGACAGUCUCUGGACCCAGGCCCCUGUAGGCAGUACGUGGUGCGCUGGUACUAUGACCCUGAGGCUAACUCAUGUGCUCAGUUCUGGUUUGGUGGCUGCCAAGGAAACGCAAACAACUUUGAGUCCGAAUCUUGGUGCAGGAAAUCCUGUGUGUCUACGUAACAGUGUUUGU